Xenopus laevis (African clawed frog) is the source of this 2833-nucleotide messenger RNA. It is a transcript of the gene slc22a31.L, whose product is annotated as solute carrier family 22 member 31 L homeolog. Gene Ontology annotation, cellular component: membrane. The transcript is spliced from 9 exons. NCBI's taxonomy places the organism in Eukaryota, Metazoa, Chordata, Amphibia, Anura, Pipidae. Gene Ontology annotation, molecular function: transmembrane transporter activity. Gene Ontology annotation, biological process: transmembrane transport. The record is from RefSeq and is a predicted model, not a curated record. The coding region runs from base 186 to 1862 and encodes 558 amino acids.
CUAAACCACAUGCUAUUAUUGCCGUGUUGCCGGGGAGGGAAGCAGAAUGUUAUAACGAGUACAGAGCCGACAGGUUGGUUGUGCCCGCCCAGCUCCCCACCCACAGUUGAGCCUUCCCAGUCAGUCAGCGGCUGUCCCACAUCUCUUCCAUCCCGGGGCCCCGUUGCUCUGGCUCUUGACUCUUCAUGGAGUUUGACGUGCGAGUGUGGCCCCGGGUGGGGGGAUUCGGCCGCUACACUCGGCUUCUGACGGCUGCUACUUGGCUGCCCAAUGUGGUCCUGGCGAUGGGCUUCUUCUCCGAGUUCCUGUACACGGCUGUGCCCAACUACCAGUGCCAGGGGGAGCCCGGGGGAGCCUGUCCCGGCAACAGCAGCUGGGAGAGUCCGAGCAACCAGUCUGAGCAGCGCUGCCCGGGGGGCUGGAACUUCCAACCUCAGGGAUGGCUCAACGGCAACAUCGUCACGCAGUGGGAACUAGUCUGUGACAGACAGUGGAAGGUGCCCCUGGAAAAGAUCUCCUACCUGAUUGGCUGGCUCCUUGGAUACAUUAUCUUUGGCUGUAUCUGUGACAGAUUGGGCCGACGUGCUGCCUUCAUUGGUGCACUGGUGAUGGCACUGCCCCUCGGAGUAGCUGUAGUCUUCUCUUCCAGUUACUUCAUCUUCUUGCCCAUCAGAGCAGGAUUUGGGGCAGCUCUAGCUGGAAUGUUCUUAUCAUUCUACAUUUCAAGGGUAGAACUGUGCAGCCCUAGUCAGCGGCUGAUGGUGACAAUGAUCGGGGGCUUCUUUUGGGUGGCUGGAGAGCUGCUGUUACCAGGUUUGGCAGUUCUGUGCUCAGACUGGAGGGUUCUACAAGGCUCCAUCACUGGGACCUUAAUGCUGCUGGGAGUUUACUGGUGUGGACACACACUCUAUCCAGAAUCACCCCGCUGGCUCCUUGCCACCCAGCAGUUGGAACAGUGCAAGUCGGAGCUGCGUAUGUUUGCAAGAGCCAAUGGGAUAAACACUAGCGACGAUGCUUCUGGUCAGGACACUGUUUUCACAGAGAUCGACUCUUUGUGUGAAGGCUUUCCUCGACCGCGUUAUUACAGCAUUUGCAGCAUAUUUGGGACACGUUUAAUCUGGAGAAACGCACUGAUCCUUGGCUUUACAUCGUUUAUUGGGUGUGGUAUCAGACCAUGCUUUGCUCGGAACCUACAUAUUUUCGGCCCCUACAUUCCAUAUUUCCUACAGGCUGGUAGUGAGAUUGUCGCCUGCAUAUUGAUCUGCAUCUGUGUGAGUCACUGUGGGAGGCGAUCUGUUCUCCUACUCUUUACCAUCCUGACUGGGUUUUGCUCCCUGAUGCUUCUUGCCCUCACACAAUAUCUUUUUACUGAAGCCUCCAUUGUGAUAUCAGUGGUGGGCUCCCUGUGUUCCCAUGCUGUGGUGAUGCUGAGUGUAUUUUAUGCUUGUGAGGUGCUUCCAACUGUUCUUAGGGGUUCAGGCCUGGGUUUGAUUAUGGGAGUAAAUAUGUUGGGCCGGGCUGCCCUUCCAUUCAUUGAGCUUCAGCACAAGUCUGGGUAUUUUCUGUACCACGUUGUUCUAUCGUCCUUCUGUAUUCUCUCUGUGCUCAGUAUCCUCCUACUGCCAGAGACCAAGAGGAAGAGUCUUCCUGAAACUUUAAGGCAUGGUGAGAACCUGCGCCGACCUCCUUUGCUUCUCCAUCCUACUCAAGAUACUUUGCCACUUCUUAAACAUGGCAAAAAACGUACUGACUACAACCCUGAUAGCUAUGCUCAACUGGCAAGCGCCACCAAGAAGAUGAUCAGGAGUGACGCAGCAAGUUCCACAAAUGGAGAAGAGAACAGAGCUCUGAGCAGUGAUUGAAUGAUGGAGGACGCCAUGAGCUUGGAUUGCAAUAUGGGCUAAAGGCUGAAAAGCAACUGAAUAUAGUUGAGAAAAUGAUGCUCUCCAGGAGACCAAUAGGGAGCAAAUAACCCAUGAAUGGUGUCCUAUUGGCAUAGGGGUUAUUAUUUUUCGGAGGCAUCACAGAAUACAACUCCAAUAAGAAGAUUUUUUCAGCAAUAAAAACUUUUAUUAUAAGUAUAAAACUUUAGAUUAUGAUGGAGUGCUAAGGACUUUAAAGUCUACCGCCAACUCUUGGGUACCAAUCAGCUAGGCAGAUAACAAUGUCACCCUGUUUGUAUUUGUGCCUAUGUCUGUGCCAUAACAAUGCUCCUCACUAACUGAUCCAUACUCGGACCUUCCAAACCUCUUCCAUUCUCUACUUUCUGCUCUUCCUGAAAUUUGCUUUACAUUAUCUGUAAUGGGCCUGAAAGCUAAACUCCCUUCUCAAUUUCUACCAAAAUCAUCACAAGACCGAGGCUUCUUUGCCUCAUUCUCACAUCCGAAUUUCAUCCAGUACUUGUAACCUGUUAUCAUUCUGCUCAUUUUUAACAUUCAGUGCCAUAGCACAGACCAUAAUACAUGUUAGCUUUUCCAAGGAUCACUAAGAGUUGAACCAAAGGAAUUGCAGACAACCCAUAGCGUCUUACUGACCAAUAAUCAAGGACCUGGUUGGCUCUUCCACCAUGUGUGCGCCUUUAGUAAGCAAGGAAUACUUACAUUGGCCAGGGUCAUAAAAAGUGUGGCCAAUCCCUUCUAUAGUUAUAAUUAUGUCUUUGGUACAGGCAGGAGUGUCCUUUAGCAUAACUAGGUCAUUCCUUAUCCUUUUUCAUGCAAUAUGAUCACAUGUGAUAUGUCUUUAGAUGAGGAGGUGUUUGCAGUGCUGCUGUAAACUGGGUUUCUGAAUUAAACAGUUUGGUCCCUGUUCUUUGGACCAUAAAGUUCUACCUUCA